Molecule: messenger RNA, 642 nt
Organism: Oppiella nova
Lineage: Eukaryota; Metazoa; Arthropoda; Arachnida; Sarcoptiformes; Oppiidae
Source: the annotation of a GenBank genome assembly
AUGUGUGUAGUGUUUAGACGUAUUAUAUGUGGCGACAAUUACUGCAAUCACGAGCUGAUAGGCCGUACGUCCGCCCAAUUGAGUGCCUCAUCACAAGUCAGUGCCGAUAAGGCGCCCAAAUAUGCUGUACUUCACGGCAAGUAUACCCCCGACAAGGGGUCGGUGUGGACGGCGGCGCAAAAUGACUUCUCGCAGUACUUGCAAAUCGAUUUGGGCCGACAGUACAACAUCUCUGCCAUCGGCUCUCAGGGCAGACAACACACCAAAGAAUUCGUUCAGGAAUUCAAAUUAGAGACCGGAAUCGAUGGACACGACUUCUCUGUCUAUCGCGACAGAAACGGCAACAUUAAGGUUAAUAUACGCUGUCCUAUGGGGUCGCCCACACGGAUCGGUGGACAUCCCCUGUCAACAAACUUUGUCGACAGUCCGUCCUGUUGGACAGCAGAAAGGGGUGACUUUUUGCAGCACUUGACCAUUGAUUUGGGAAAUACUUAUAACAUAACGGCGAUCGCGAUUCAAGGCAGAGCUUUCACUAAUGAAUACGUUAGUCAAUACUAUCUGUUACUCAGCGAUGGCGGAGACUUCUGGAGAAUGGCUUACUCUGACUCCGAGGGCUAUGAGCAGGCAUUCACUCCUUACUAA